GCUGAGAUCUGCUGUCGUCGCUCUGGCAUUCGCCCUGAACGCCUCCUUCAUCUCCCGCGCCGACGACGCCCUAGACACCGCUGUCGCUUGUCUUUAUUGCUGAAGUCUCUGGAAGAGGGGCCUUCUCUUGUCCCUCCGUUCAUCUUCUGCUCUUCCCACGCGGCGUUCGCCCAUCAAUAGGGACUUCUCUCAUUUCCUCGUCCGACUCCUUUCGCCCCAGCUCCCUUUAAGCCAUGUCUCAAUCCCAAGGUGAUAUCCAAGAGAGGAUUGCGGCUGCGCGCCGUGAGGCCGAGAGUUUAAAAGAGAAAAUUAGGGCCAAAAGAGAGUCCUCCGCUGAUACUAGCCUACGCGCUAUGGCUGCGGAGGUUGAUCCUCUGCCGCGUAUUGUCAUGCGCCCACGGCGCACGUUAAGGGGGCAUUUGGCCAAGAUUUAUGCUAUGCACUGGGCUACGGACCGCCGGCAUCUCGUCUCCGCCUCGCAGGAUGGGAAGUUGAUCGUUUGGGACGCCUACACCAUGAAUAAAGUCCAUGCCAUCCCUUUGCGGUCCAGCUGGGUCAUGACCUGCGCUUACGCCCCGUCAGGCAAUUUUGUCGCAUGUGGUGGCCUUGACAAUAUUUGCUCCAUCUACAGCUUGAACAGCAAAGAGGGACAUGGUGCGAAGGGCGCUCGCGAAUUAAGCGCUCACUCUGGAUAUCUCAGUUGCUGCCGGUUCAUCAACGACAGGCAAAUCCUUACCAGCUCUGGCGAUAUGACUUGUAUGCUCUGGGAUAUCGAGGCCGGUGUGCGCGUAGUAGAGUUCAGUGACCAUACCGGCGACGUCAUGAGUUUGUCCCUGGCUCCUAAUCAGAACACCUUCGUCUCUGGUGCUUGCGAUGCGACAGCCAAGCUCUGGGACAUCCGUAGCGGCAAGGCUACCCAGACAUUCACCGGCCACGAGUCCGACAUAAACGCAGUCUCCUUCUUCCCAAAUGGCGACGCUUUCGCUACCGGUUCCGACGACGCCUCGUGCCGUCUCUUCGACAUCCGCGCCGACCGCGAACUGAAUUCUUUCACCCAUGACAAUAUCCUCUGUGGUAUCACGUCGGUUGCAUUCUCCAUCUCCGGCCGCAUCCUCUUUGGCGGGUACGAUGACUGGACGUGCAACGUCUGGGACACGUUGAAGGGCGAGCGUGUCGGCGUUUUGACUGGUCAUGAAAACCGUGUCAGCUGCCUCGGUGUUAGUGUAGACGGCAUGGCGCUGUGCACAGGGUCCUGGGACAGCACAUUGAGGGUCUGGGCAUGAUCGUACAUUUCUUUGUAUCCUUAUAAUAUUCGUUGUCGUACAUUACACAUGCCCUUGCGUGCCCUCGCUGCCUUCCCGCUUCACUUCUUUCUCUAGGGUCUGCCUCUGUCUUUCUAUAUCCCUAUUCCCUUUGUCUCCUGCGCGUAUGCUCAGCACAUGCCUGGCCGCGCCAGUCUGUCGUUACAGGUCAUCUCUAGCACUCUUUAAACCUCGGUGCAUUUCCUCUGUGGUAUAUUGCCUUGCUGCUAUCAGUUUAUCCAUUGUUACCCCGCUAAAUUUCCCUACUACUUGUUCUCUACGUCUGUGACUGUCUGGUCUGCAUCUAUAUCGGAUAAAUAAGCAUUAAAGCAG
This is a messenger RNA of Gloeophyllum trabeum ATCC 11539, 1634 nucleotides long. Its product is annotated as guanine nucleotide binding protein beta subunit 2. The coding region runs from base 234 to 1283 and encodes 349 amino acids. NCBI's taxonomy places the organism in Eukaryota, Fungi, Basidiomycota, Agaricomycetes, Gloeophyllales, Gloeophyllaceae. Gene Ontology annotation, molecular function: protein binding; signaling receptor complex adaptor activity. Gene Ontology annotation, biological process: G protein-coupled receptor signaling pathway. The record is from RefSeq and is a predicted model, not a curated record. The transcript is spliced from 6 exons. Gene Ontology annotation, cellular component: heterotrimeric G-protein complex; cytoplasm.